GGCACCUGCCAGCUCCUUGGGUGGCUGCAGUGUCCCUGGCUUUCCUGAGGGGGGCUCACUAACGGCUGGGUCCCAUCCCACGGAGGCUGAGGAGAAGCAGGAGGCGAGUCCCUGAGGAGACGCCGUGACCUGAGGGCUUCCCUUACUGAGGAGGCCUCAUGCUUCAUCUGUCACAAGCGGUGCCCGGGCCGGUGGUGACAACAGAGACAAUGCUCAGGCUUCUGAGACGUGCUUUGGCCUUCUUCCGUAGUACAGCCGACCCCACAGAGCAGCAGCACCCACAGCAGCAGGGGCUCCCAGAAGGUGACACCCAGUUGACAACUGUGCAGGGAGUUGUCACAAGUUUCUGUGGUGAUUAUGGCGUGAUUGAUGAGUCGAUCUACUUCAGUAGUGAUGUUGUGACUGGCAACGUGCCUCUAAAAGUUGGACAAAAAGUUAAUGUGGUUGUGGAAGAAGAUAAAUUACUUUAUGGAUUGAGAGCAAUCAAGGUGGAUGUUUUGCCUCGCCCUCUUAAUGGUGAUGGACCCUCAGACUCAAAAAUCAGAGUUUUAAAUGGAUGUGUUACUUCUAUAAGUGAAGAUACUAUUUAUAUUAAUAACAUCAUUUAUUUCCCUAUGGACAUUGUUUCUGAAGAUUUUGUGCCUUAUAAGGGUGACUGGUUAAAAGUUGAAUAUUCCACUGAACCAGGCUUCUCAAACUUCAAGGCAAGCUCUGUGAAGCCCACCCGUUGUAUUCAUGCGGAAGAGGUCCGCAUUACUCACAUACGUGGAAGAAGUGGGGUGAUAAAGAAUAGUAUCUUUUUCACCUUGGAUUCUGUGAGACUUCCUGAUGGAUACGUACCUCAAGUAGAUGAUAUCGUCAAUGUGGUCAUGGUGGAGAGCACUCAGUUCUGCUUUAAGUGGAGAGCGGUUUCUAUCACCCCAGCACAAAAAUCAUAAUGACGAAACAUUUUUAUUCUGUUUAUAUUUCCUUUUAAGAGCAGUAAAGGGACUGGUUUAACUUAAAAGGUUAGCUUAGUAAGCCUAAAUAGUAUUUUACAUAUGGCUUUUCUGGCAAAUCUAAUUGAGAUAUUGGCUAGUUCAAUUAGACCAUGAACCCAGCUUAGGGAAGUGCCUUAUCAAUUAAAAGCACGCUAAAUUAGCUUGCUAGUCACUGGAGGAAAGGAGUUCUUAAUUAGAAUGAACACUGCCAUUAAAUUUGAAUUCCAUAUUUCCUAUUAGCAGCAGCAGAUUCCAGGAUGAUGGAGGCCUGGGACGGCCCUAAAGGAAACAUCAGAGCCAAAGCAUUUAACUGAAAAGGCAUCAGGGACAGCAUGUUAAAGGCGUUGACUUCAGUUUUGAGCCCCCUUAUGCUGUCUGUACAACCUGUAUUGUUCCAUAGCCUCUUUCAUCAUCUGUCACCCACAUAACUUGCGAUGUUUAUUGUUUUCCUUGUUCCUUCUUCCCCAUGCUAGAAUGUAAACUCCACAAUGGCAGGAUGUCUUUUGAUCUGUUUUGUUUUUCUUUCUUUUUUUUUUCUUUCAUUAAAGCAUCACCACCACUUAGAGGAAGGCGUGACAGACUCACUGAGCAGAUAAAAUAUUAUUAAGUUCAAUGACAAUGAUUGGGCCAGCAAUGAUAUUUAGCUGUGGUUCAUUCAUCACUGGUUCCUUAGGAAUAAAAUUGUUGACCAAAGCAUUAAGACCUCUGUUGAUUUUUUUAACAACACCAACAACCAUAGAAAGGAGACUCUGCUGUAAAUGAGCCUCCAUGGGCCACUUUGUUGCGGGAGUGCAGCUCAUGUGAAGUCAUGGAGAAACAUACAAACACAGAGCUUCUGAAGGAAGGACAAGCUGCUUACCCGCUGGGAAGGGUUAUAAUAAAAUCCAACAAGUACAUCCCAUGAAAUUUCAUGCUUUUGUCUAACAGCACAUUUAACCAUGUAGCUGUGACCUAGGGGAAGGGAUGUAUUCAGACCUAUGGGCGUAGCUUCAAUGUGGUUGUGAACUUACCCUGACUCCUCUGAUUCAUAAUUCCACCAUUAUCCCCGGUCCCUGAAUAAACAGGGUUGUGUUUUGACUUUCCACUACAGAUCCAGUGACACCUCCCAAUCAUCCAGGGAUUUGUUUCCCGCUUGAUAGGAACAGUGAAGGUAUGAUAGAGUUCCCAUUUUCACUCAUUGGUUCACUCCACAAAAUCCUACUGACUCUCUUUAACGUGCCAGGCACUGUUGAGGCUCUAGAGUUAUACCAUUAACCAAAAGGACAAAAUUCCAGGCCCUAAUGGAACUUGUGUUCUUUAAAUGCCCACACCCCCCAACCAUCCUUGGCUUCCUGACCCAUGCAGCAGUAGCUCCUAUGAUUGAAAGGGGCAAGUGGGAGCUGUGGCAACACCAGGUCCCUGUGAAUGUCCUCAUUCAAAAGCAACCCCACACCCUGUGGAAUUUCAGAGCAGUCCAUGUUGGACUUGAGAGAUGCAAGGGUCAUGACUUUCACUACCUCCCCAUUUAAUUCUGCAGUUUGUUUGAUGUGGAAGAAUGUCCUUUGGGAGUUAUAAUGCAUUAUGAUAAGCCCAAUCAGCUGAGGAUUCAGUCACAGCCGCUGUUUCACAAACUUCCUCACCGGACUGAGGAUCACCUGGGAGGCAGCAGUUCAGCUGGGCAGGGGGGCAGGGAUUGGAUACAUUUCCUCUAUCUUCUUUCAAAUAGCAAAGCCCAGAACCACUUUGCUUCCAUAAGGCAGACCAAGCGGCGGUUCAUUUUGAAUAUUUUGCCUCAGGGAUGUGUUAACGCCAAGGCUCUUUCCCACAAUUGAGAAUGAAUGGUCCUUGAUCAUCUCACGCUCAUCACACCUGUGUCCCUAAAUGGAUGACCUCACGGCACAAGGACAGAAGGACUCAGGGACUAGGAAAUAGUAGACUCUGUCAGAAACGUGCUUUCCCGACGUACAAAAGAAUUGGAUUGAAAAUACAGGGACCUGUCACCACGAGUUUCUGGGGCUCCGGUGUUCUGCCACGGAGCUUCCAACUGGCACGCUGUGAAGGCGUUGCAGAUGUGCUGAUAUCAGAUGCCUCUCAGCUCAUUUAGCGAUACAUGCAAUGAAGAAAAUGAAAUAAGAUAACGAUCUUUAGCCGGGUUUGGCAAACGAUGGCCCUUCUACCAAUUCUGGCCUGAUGCCUGCAAUGAUUCUAAAACAUAAAGUUCUAUUUAGGCACCCGGAGCCUAAUCAUGGCCCAGUAGAUUGAACCUAGUGUCCUCGCUGUCAUGAUAAUGCAUACUGUUAAUCAAAGGGGCACCUUGAAGUCUCUUAUUUUGAUCAUGGUUUCAUCCUCUAACCACUUGUAGCUUUCAGAGGUUCUGGUUUGUCAUUUCACUCCUCUUGUGAGAUGCAUAAAUCUUUAACUGUACCUCUGCCAAAGGGAUAUGCUCUGUGAAUGUUAUGCUUAGUGUGUAGUUCUCUGUUUUGUCAAAAUUUCAAAUUCACUUAAUCAGCCCUAUUUACAAGGAUCCCUGUUCCCUUGGUGUUGGAGAAUACGGUGUUUUGAAUUGAAGCUCUUAUUUCUAUUGGUAAACUUGAGGUUGCACGUAAACCUCCAGUACCAGCCCAGGAAUACAGAGUUUAUUCCAUGUUUUCCUCUCUGUCCACCUUUCCAUGUGUAUUGUUUCCUUCUCAGCUUUGGAGAACCCUAACUUCCAUUAUCCUCUGUGUAUUUACUUCUUUGCACAAUCCUGCCGUAUAUGCUCUCCUACUGUGGACAGCCUUCCAUCUGUUCUCUAACUCCCUCUUCUCAUGGACCCUGGCUUGCAGGAGGCCCCCUUGGAACCAUUUUUUGGCAGGCUCCAUGCCUACCUUCCUAAACUUUGGUACCCUGCUCUACAGGGAUGGGUGAGUUAGAGAAAAAGGUUCGCUGUUGCCUUUGGAACUCCUCACAGAACUGGCUUUUAGUCACCAUUUCAUUGUAAUAGUCACCUAGGACAGCCUGGGUUAAGUGCUUCAUGAGUUUCUUUCCAGAGCUGCUGGCCUGGCCAGAAGAGUGAAGUCUUGGGGUUGGUUAAGGGCUAUCAGUCUAAACAUCCGUAACUAAGGACUCAGAUCAGUUAGUAUUCUUGUUGGUCUCAUAAGGGGGAGGAAGAGAGUUCACCCUGCUGGGGCAACGUCAUCCUACAGUGGUUUCACUUCCUAAGAGCAUUGCCCCAGUUAACCCUAAAAGAGGUGAAUUAGAAACUUUCAUUCCCCAAAUCCUCUGCAUAGUUGAAGGCCUACUGUAUAUACAAAGGGUGAAAAGCAUAACCUUAUUGUUGAAGUUCCACUGAAAGAAAACAAAAGGUGGCCAGGUGCAUGGCUCACACCUGUAAUCCCAGCAUUUUGGGAGACCGAGUUGGGUGGAUCAACUGAGGUCAAGAGUUUGAGACCAGCCUGGCCAACAUGGCGAAACCUCGUCUCUACUAAAAAUGCCAAAAAAUUUAGGGGGUCAUGGUGGCACGUGCCUGUAGUCCCAGCUCCUUGGGGUGGCUGAGGCAGUAGAAUCCUUUGAAACCAGGAGCCCGAGGUUGCAGUGAGCCAAGAUCAUGCCACUGCACUGCAGCCUGGGCGACAUAGGGAGACUCCUUCUCAGGAAAAAAAAAAAAAAGAUAAAAAAGAAAAGGAAAGGUACAAGCUAUUUUGACAGCAUAAAAAACAUACUUUACAGUGGUUAGGGGGACUGAACAUCUGUGUUCCCCAAAAAUUCCUUUGUUGAAGCCGUAAUCCCCAAUGUGAUCAUAUAUGGCAGUGGGCAUUUGGGAGGCUAUUAGGCUUAGAUGGGGUCAUGAGACUAGAGCCCCAUAAUGGGAUUUGUAUCCUUAGAAGAAGAGGAAAAGAAGCCAGAAUGUGCUCCCACUCCUCCAUAGGAGGAAACAGCCAGAAGUUGACAAACGUCGAGCCAGAAAGAGGGCCCUUGCCCCGAACCGAAUCAGUCAGCACCUUAUUCUUGGACCUCCCAGCCUCCAGAACUAUGCAAUAUAAAUUUCCGUGGUAUCGUGUUAUAGCAGACCAAGCUAAGACAACCGAGAGCUAACAUUGAUAUUCUGUAACAAAUAAAAGCAAUCUAUACACUCAUUGUGUUUUCAAAAACAAAGAUAUGGAUUGGGAACACUCCCAUCACAUGAGGAUCCCAAAAUUCCCAUGGAUGGGAAU
Molecule: messenger RNA, 5152 nt
Organism: Symphalangus syndactylus (siamang)
Lineage: Eukaryota; Metazoa; Chordata; Mammalia; Primates; Hylobatidae
Product: cancer/testis antigen 55-like
Source: RefSeq, a predicted model, not a curated record